Messenger RNA from Mytilus californianus (California mussel), 8407 nucleotides. RefSeq names its product proto-oncogene tyrosine-protein kinase ROS-like. Lineage: Eukaryota; Metazoa; Mollusca; Bivalvia; Mytilida; Mytilidae. Gene Ontology annotation, cellular component: signaling receptor complex; membrane. Bases 192 to 8129 code for a protein of 2645 amino acids. The transcript has 38 exons. Gene Ontology annotation, molecular function: transmembrane receptor protein tyrosine kinase activity; protein binding; ATP binding. The record is from RefSeq and is a predicted model, not a curated record. Gene Ontology annotation, biological process: multicellular organism development; regulation of TOR signaling; positive regulation of kinase activity.
CAGCUCCAGAACUAAAACAUGGUUCCAAAGGUUACUCAUUCCUUACUCUACAUUGGAGUGGACCAAUCAAUGAUAAUGUGACAUAUUACAUUCAGAGUCGUGUAUUAGACACCAAUGGCGAUUGGUCAAUUUAUGGGGGCUCUUUAGCACAACCAAAUGGAGAUCUAAAAAUUACUGGUCUACAGCCAUUUAUGAAUUAUACGUUCCGUAUUUCAUUGGUGAUUACCACAACAGAAGUCCUGUACACCAAAGAAUCGGAAAUAAUAACAACUUUACCACAUGGAGCACCGUCUGCUCCAAUAAUCACAGAAAUUUCUGCACCAACAUGCUCUGUUAUAUCGUUGUCAUGGAAACCACCAGUGUAUACCAAUGGGCAUCUACUCAGUUACCGAUUAUACCUGAAACCCAUCAACAACAACGAUGUCCAUGACACUAGUGUGGAAGUUCCUCCCGAUGUUACAUCCUGGACCUUUCGUCAGUUAAAAUCAUCUCAGGAGUAUAUUGUUGCCAUGACUGCAAGAAAUCAAGAUGGUGAAGGACAAACAGACAGAGCAAAUAUGACAACACCAAGUUCAAGUAACUUGUUGAAAAAUGAUGUGUACUUAGUUCUGGCUGAAAACAACAAAGUUAUAAAGCAGGAGAUGACAGAGUUUUUCUCCAGUCCCCAGACCAUACAUAAAACACUUAAUGCCUCGGAUCUUAUAAAAGGAGUUGCAGUUCAUAUCCAGAAAAAGAUUAUUGUCUGCAGCGAUUCCUCCGGACAAGUCCAUCAAGUUAGCAUGGUUGACAGUUCCGUAACGGACAACAUCUAUCCCAGUCUCUCUCAUCCUGGAGCAAUAACUAUUGACUGGUUACAUAAUUAUACAUACAUUGUAGAUGGUUUAAUGAUCAAAAGAUGUGAUUUAGAUAGGCCGAGCUGUAUCAUGGCAACAGAAAUGUUACCUUCACAACCAGAUGUCAUAAAGGUUGAUCCUAUCAAUGGAUUCCUGUUUUUCACGCAAGGAAGUAUCAACAUGGGGCUGUAUGCAGUAGACAUAGGGGAGAUAACUCCAUCAAAACCUGCACGCCAUUUCAUGCUGGUUAGCAGCAGAUUAAAUUCAUUCUCUAUUGACUUCAACAAUAUGCAGUUAUAUUUUCCUAACGAAAUUGCCAAUACUCUCAUGUCAGCAUUUUUAGAUGGCACUGGUUUAGCCGAUGUCCGAAAAGACAAAGUAGUGCAACCAAACUAUUAUAGUAUAAGAAGCAUGGUGUUCUACGGAGGAGUUUUCUUCUUAACAAAUGGGACCAAACUUUUGAUCGAAGAGUACGAUGAGAGAAUAGGGAAAUUCUACGUGAAUGAAAUGUAUGUGACUAAAUAUUCCUCCUUCAACAUUUAUCAUCCGACAGCACAGCCACACCCAGUGCCUCAUAGCUCGCCGCAGGAUGUUAGAGGAUUGUUUACAGAUAAACGUGUUAUCAUGCAAUGGAACCGACCAAAACCUCUCUCUUAUCAAGGUAAAGGAGCGUAUAAGAAUUGGUAUUAUGAAGUCAGUCUGUACGCUGAUGAUGGAACAGAUAAUGAAAUAGUAGAGAAACUCACUGGUUCCUUCUUAGAAAUAGUAAAUCUGGUACCAGAUACUGCCUAUCAAGUGAAAGUCAGGGCUUGGUCACAGACUGGAUCUGGUCCCUGGUCAGAAGUCUUUGUUGGUCGAACUCUCUCAUUAGAGGCAUCAACAGCUAAAGUUAUAGUUGCAGCAGCAUCUCAGUCAGAUUUCACUACAGGUUUAUAUGAAAUGGAUAUGGAGGGACAGCAGAGAACACAGCUUACAACUGUUCAUCUCUUUUAUGAAGAACUUCUUGAUUUGACCUGGGUUGAUGAUAAGAUACUGUGGGCCUCUAAUGUAAAUGGUGUUCAGAUAUUUGACAGAACUACAGCAGAGUCAGAAAUCGUCUACCACAUCAGAUAUGCUACAAGUGUCAGUUACGAUUGGUUGGGACAGAAGCUGUACUGGUCUAAUCCUAAACACAAUGUUAUUAGAAGGUCUGAUAUUGAUGGCGAAAAUAUAGAGUUUGUAAUACAAGGCACAGCUCGUCAUAUGGCAAUCGAUGCUUUACAAGGUCGUAUUUACUGGGUCACCAUGAAUGCCUUAGAAGCAGCUUACUUGAAUGGAGAGGAUCAUAUUGUGUACUUCAACCUGCCAUAUUUUUGCGGGAAGCAUGUCAUUAGUUUGACCUUGAACUUUGACCUUCGAAAAGUUUUAUGGUAUGUGAAGAGUUUUGAACGACAGGAGUUGUUUAUGUCGGAUCUUCUGGGCAAUGGUGUGACCCAAGACCAACUGUCAGUGCAACCUCUUGGAAGUUUUAACAGUAUUUCUCCAUUUUCUGUCAUGCAGUACUUUUCUCACCGUUUAUUCUGGCAGAAUGAGAAAGGCUCAAUCAUUGUCGGUGACCUUGAAUGUAACUACACAUCAGAAAUUACAGUAGAACCAGUUUCUGUGUUUACUGUUACCCAUCCAUCUCUCCAUCCAUAUCCAGAAGGUUUGGACAAGAAAAGCCUUAAAAUUAUACCAACAGAAAUUCCAGAGCAGACGAUAAGAUGUGAAGGUCAUUGGUCAGCCUUUAACCUGACCUGGCAGAAGGCCGUAGUUAACCAUGGUGAUAUUUUUUAUGAAGUUUCUAUACAGAUACAUGAUGAUGCUGGAAGAAGUGUUGCCAUGCAAACCACAAAGAAUUUUAUCGAAUUGUCUAAUAUAUCAGCUUAUACAGAGAUGACCGUUACACUCAGAGCUUACACCCACUGGGGUUAUGGUCCAGUUACUGUGGCUGAUAUCAAUACACCAAUGUCUGUUCCCAGUAAACCAUUAACUCCAAGAGUUUAUGUGACCCAGCAUAAGGAAUCAAUGACCUCAGAAAAUUCUCUUGCUGCAGAUUUCCGUUGGACAUUACCUAAACUUUUAAAUGGAAUAAUUACGGAUUUCAAGAUCUAUUCAUGGAAAAAUGGAGACGAAAAUAAUAAAAACACAACAUCAGUACAAAGUACUGUGAGAUAUUUUAAUCUACCAAGUCUUCAACCUGGUAUGACUUAUUUUUUUCAGGUAUCAGCUUGUACACAAAAAGGAUGUGGACCCAAAACUGAUCUGGUAUCUGCUGAAGCUGAUGCUGUUAAUCCUGUUCCUAAGUUACUAGUAAUAUCAGCCAAUCAAAUAUUAAUAGAGGAAGUUGACAGUGUCGGUAAUAAGACAGUUGUAUUAGAGCCUGUUGUAUCACCAAUGGUUGCCACGUACCUGGCCCAGGAAAAUAGGUUGUUCUGGGUUGAUAAAAAUAACCUGCUGAAGGAACAUAGUAAACAGGGACAAAAAAAGCUUUUAGAAUUGGAGGGAAAAGUAACUGACCUUGCUGUAGAUUGGAUUAGACGGUCAUUGUUUAUUGUAGAGGUCAACUCAUCACAGUCUACAAGUUCAAUAAUCACAUUCUCACUGGAUCAGCGUAUAGGUUAUAAACUACAGACAAGAGAUGGUAUUAUUAACAGUAUAGUUACCGAUCCUCAUACAAGUACUAUAGCAUGGACGGAAUCGGAUACUAGUGACAGCCAUUCUGAGUUGUACAAGAUGGGUCCAGACCACAAGGUCAAACCAUUAUUUAGUAAUGCCAGAAAUAAAAGAGAGGCUCCUAGUUGUAAUUGCUCAGCUUCUUUCCAACCAGGAAGUAGAAUAGCUUUAGAUAACACUGAGGACGUAAAGACUGAAAUUUUGUUUUAUAAUGAAGGAACAAAAUCCAUCAUAGCUACAGAUAUAAAUGGAUGCUACUGUAAAUCUGUAACCAGUCAAACUUCUGCCAGCAAGAAAGGUUUUCCACCAGACAGUUUGACAGUUGAUCAUUCAAAUAUUUAUUGGUACAACAAAACGGAGAAGUUAUUAUACAUAAUGGAUAAACAGACAAGUAUUGUUACAACAAAGAGUAUAGGAGAAGUUCACGAUAUAAUUGGAUACGGGACACAUCUCCAACCUUUACCUUCUACAGAAUGUCUUUAUCCUCAACCAUAUAAAGGUUCUGUUACCUUGAUACAAAAAACAAACCAGACCAUUGAAUUAGAGCUAAAACCCAUCACAUGGCCAUUGUCCUGUACUGGUAUCUCUGUUCCUGAUACUAAGUACUCAGUAUAUUAUAAAGCAGGGACCCAGCCAUGUGGUUCUGCUGGCAGUGGAUGUAUGUCUGAGGCCUCUUACAACAACACUAUGACUCUGACCAAGCUACAGCCAUUUACAAUGUACAUAGUGCAUGGGGCUGUUAGCAACUACUACACAGAGUAUUUAUCUGAGGUUCUCAGUUCUCCAACAGUAUUCCAGACCAGAGCAGGAGUGCCUUACAAAGCGACAAUAGAAUCUUUGAUUGGAACAUCUCCGGAACAGAUUAAUGUGAAAUGGUCUAGACCCACUGUCUCAAACGGUCCUCCAGAAGAUUUGGUCUACGCCAUACACUGGUCAACGCCGAAAGGCAAAGGAUUCUUGAGGGCAGAAGUAGACGUCAAUGUAUCACAUGAUCAGAAUGUCUAUGAGCACAUUAUAUCAAACUUACUGCCAAAUCAAGAUUACACUAUUGAGGUAAAGACUGCCAACUCCGAACAGAAGAUUUUCAAUACAAGUGAUCCCAAAACCAUAAGAACAUUUGAACUACCAAGGGACAUAACUCUACUGUCGUCUGCAAGACAUAAUUUAACCUUAAGUUGGACAUCACCCUCUGAUGGAAGUGUGGAAAUAGCCAAGUUUCAGUACAUAAAGUGUCCUUAUGCAGAUGAGGCUAAUUGGAACAAUAUGGGUGAUUUACCUUAUUACACUUCAUCCAAUCAGACAUACAAUAAAACAUUCACAGACCUAGAACCCUCUACUGAUUACUGUUUCCGUAUGGUCCUUUUGUACAAAGGGACUGUCACUAAAAUGUAUUGGACCGGUGGAGAUAGAUUUAUGUUCAGGACACAGUCAAGCAUUCCCAGUGCCCCAGAUCCACCAAUUAUAGAAUCCUUGUCGAGUCAAGGGUAUGAGGUUAAAUGGUCAGAACCUAAUGACAAUGGUGCCGCAAUCCUCCAUUAUAUACUGCAGUAUUGGAGUACAGACUACCAGAUAUGGACUGAAGUAUAUAAUGGAACUGAAGCUCGUUGGGUAAUUGAUGAUGGAGUUUUAACCAGUGGUAAAGAAUACUUCUUCCGUGUAGCUGCUGAGAAUGCUAAUGGACUUGGACCAUUCAGUAAUAACAGUACAGCUUUUACAUAUAGAGAUGUUGUUACGGCAGCAGAUGACACGGUAGCCAUUGUUGUCAUUUCUCUGUCGUUUGUGUUUGUAUUCCUCGUGGUACUAUUGUUUGUUAUAUGUUAUGUAAUGCGAAAAAGAAAUAGAAAAAAUAGGAAACCAAAAGAAUUCAUAGUGCGAGGACCAGACCAUGAGCUUGCUAUUCUGAGAGAGCUCCCACUGCACACAGCUCCUGAGAGUAAUACUUUAUAUGCUAUCAAUAUUGUACCUACUGACAGUGAUAUUGCCAAACUGCCUCACUUCCGACGGGACCAGUUGAUGCUGACAAAAUUCCUAGGAAGUGGUGCAUUUGGUGAAGUCUUUGAAGGGGUGGCAAAGAAUAUCUUAAGUGAUAGUUCUGGAGAAACAAAAGCUGCAGUGAAGACUUUGAGAAAGAGUGCAUCAGACCAUGAAAAAGAAGAGUUCCUGAAAGAGGCGGUAUUGAUGAGUAAUUUUAAACAUGAUCACAUCCUGAGUUUACUUGGUGUCUGCCUUGAUAAUGAUCCACAGUUCAUUAUUCUAGAAUUAAUGGAAGGUGGCGACCUGUUGUCUUAUUUACGAACAUGUAGAGGGAUGUCGACAAAUUCUUCCAGUUUAUGUUUAACAGAUUUAGUGAAGAUUUGUGUUCAUGUUGCUAGGGGCUGUAAAUAUUUAGAACGAGAGCAUUUUGUUCAUAGAGAUUUAGCGGCUAGAAACUGUCUUGUCUCAUCUAAGGUUCCAUCAGAAAUAGUUGUCAAAAUAGGAGACUUUGGUUUAGCCAGAGAUAUUUAUAAAAGUGAUUAUUAUCGUAAAGAAGGCGAAGGAUUACUUCCUGUUAGAUGGAUGUCGCCGGAAUCCUUGGUAGAUGGAAUAUUUACUACACAGUCAGAUAUAUGGGCCUUUGGGGUAAUGAUGUGGGAAGUCCUAACAUUUGGCCAGCAGCCAUAUCAAGCUAGGACGAACAUUGAAGUUUUACAUUAUGUCAGAUCUGGUGGUCAGCUGGAACAACCAGAAAAUUGUCCAGAGGAAUUAUUUGUCCUCAUGAAAAGUUGUUGGAGUUACAGCCCAGAAGAUAGACCUGACUUUACCUACAUCUUACAACAGUUAGAACAGUUCCUUGAGAAAUGUGUCACAUUGUUAGCUGACUACAUAAUGCCUGUUAGGACCAGGCCUGUUGAUGUGGAUGGUUACCUAGACAACCAGCACCUCCCCCACCCCCACCACCACCACCACAACAAAACAAACCAGAGAGCGACCUCAUCACUUGGACAUGACAAUAGUGACAGUCAAUUAUACAGAAAAAUUAUCCAUCGUGCCACAUCAUUUGAUUCUCCUGAGCCAUGUGACGCGUCAGCUGACUAUCUACAUCCUCAGACGAAUGGUACACCGACCUAUUUAGAACUUGUAACUGACCCUCCAGUUCGUAAAACAUCACAAAGUAGUGAACCUUCCUCACGGAAAUCUUCGCAAAGUCGUGAACCAUCUGUUAGGAAGCCAUCACAAAGCAGCAGUCGUCAUAGCUCAUGCUCAAGCGAUAUAUAUAGUCAUGUCCCAUUCACUGGUUACACUAUCAUCAGUACUCCAGAAGAAAUUCCAUCUAUUCAUGGAAAGUUUAAUGACAACAAUAGAAUGCUGACUCAGCACAGUUCUCUGACAAGUCAGCAGAAUUUUGAGAAUAUUUUACAAAACUAUGAUCAUGUGACAUCAUUAAAUCAGAUGGACUUGUCAAAAUUACAUUUGGAACAGGAAUCUGAUCAACAUCCAAAUUAUAUGCAUUCAAAUCAUGAUUCAAUUAGAUCAGGGACAAAGUUGAAAUGUGAUUCACCUAAAUUAACUACUCAGCAAAAUCAUGAUUCUCCUGAAUCAAUGCCUCAAUGUAAUCAUGAUUCGUGUGAUUCGAGAACUAAGUUGAAUUGUGAUUCAUCUGAAUCAAGAAUUAUGUCAAAUCAUGAUUCAAAAGAAUCGAGAGCAGACGCAAAUAAUGAUUCAAGGGGAUCAAGACCAGAAUCGAAUCGGGAUUCAACUGAAUCAGGCACUCAAUCUUCUGACAGUGAUGAAAGCCAGAGUAGUGCUUCAGCUUCUUCUUCCAGUGAAUUAAGUCAUCAGGGAUCACUAUACACUAAACAAUCACAAGUUAAUCAAAAUCAUGUUCAUCAUCAUCAUCAUUAUCAGAAUCAGGAAAAUCACCAGCAUCAUAAUCAUGAUUCUCAUCAUUUAAAUCAUCUUCAUCACAAACAUCAUCAUAUUGCUUCUGUAAAAUCUCCAAGAUGUGUUCAAAUGAAUGCCAAGACUGUGAAUUUAACUCACCUAAACAAUCAAAAUCAUGUUCGUCAAAUGCAGAUGGAUCAAUCGGAACACUUACGUCAAUAUUGUCAGUCUGUUACCUUGAACGAUGACAUUCAUUUAAACUAUGACCAUGUACCGCCACAGCUCCCAGAAAAUGGCUACAAUGAAAGACUAAAUUACGACUAUCCCAGUCGGAUCCAUAGAUCAAACAGUGCAGAGGAAAGACUUCAUUUUCAAAAAGUUGAUGUAAAUCCCCAAUCUCACAGUGCAGAGGAAAGAUUGGUUUUCAACAGGGGGAGGAACCAAUCUGAAAGUUCAGUUACAAAAUUCAAUGGCAGCUUGCGGCAAAAUAAUAAAGAGAAUGUAGAUUGUUACAAGCAUAUGAUGAUUGGAGAAGACAAUGGACUGCCAUACAAAAACUUAGAUUUUCUCGACAGUAUGAACUACGUGGAUUGUAACCGAAAUAGAACUUCCCAUUCUAAUUUGUCAUCAAAAUAUGGCUUAUCGGAAUUACCAUCACAUGUGAUUUAUGGCGGGAACUUUGCAACACCUCAAGUUUAUCCCAUGUCGGACCAGGAAAUUUUGGCUGCUACCCUUGUGUAAAAUUUUGUUCAAAAUUUAGAACAAGGGAGAAUUAUUUGCAUGGCAAAAGACUUAACCAAUGUGUGUUCAUUGACUUUGUAUUUCUUAAUAUUGAAUUUGACAAAAGGAUGUAUAUUUCCUGGAAAUUAUUACUCUUAGAUUAAGUUUGUGUAUAUAAUGCAAGGAAUUGUAUCAAAAGUGGUUGUACAAUUACAAGAUAGAAUUAACUAUGACAUAAACACUGUCUAUAACAAUAAGACGAUGUGGUAUGAUGAUUGUCAAUGAGACAACUCUCCACA